AAGCCGAGCGACAUCCAUCAGACUCUCUGCUGCACUCUCGGAGGUACACACUUCUUCAGGCUGAACCCCACAAACACUCCGCCAGGCUGUCACACCGAUUUCCGGGCACAAUCUGGUGAUCUCCCCGCUGAUUCUCCUCUCCAUCAGGACCGAGGGAGAGAUGCGCCGUCUGGGAGGAGUAGGAGGAGAAGAACAGCAGCAGCAGCAGCAGCACACACCUGCGAGCAGGAUCUGAGUUUCUGUAACAUCAAAGAAAGGUUUAUUGCGGGCAUCAAUAUGACUGAUGGGGAUUAUGACUACCUUAUAAAGCUCCUUGCCCUGGGGGACUCCGGCGUGGGGAAGACCACCUUCCUGUACCGAUACACAGACAACAAGUUCAACCCAAAGUUCAUCACCACAGUCGGCAUCGACUUCAGGGAAAAGAGAGUGGUGUACACAGCGGCCAAUCCCAAUGCGACGACAACAGGGAAAACCUUCAAGGUUCACCUUCAGCUAUGGGACACAGCUGGGCAGGAGAGAUUCCGCAGCCUGACGACGGCGUUCUUCAGGGACGCCAUGGGCUUCCUGCUGAUGUUUGAUCUCACCAGCCAGCAGAGUUUCCUCAAUGUCAGAAACUGGAUGAGCCAGCUACAGGCCAAUGCGUACUGUGAGAAUCCAGAUAUCGUGUUGAUAGGAAACAAGGCGGACCUGGCGGACCAGCGGGAGGUUCAGGAGAAACAGGCCAAGGAGCUGGCUGAUAAAUACGGGAUCCCGUACUUUGAGACGAGUGCAGCCACAGGGGCGGAGGUGGACAAGGCGGUGAUAAAGCUGUUGGACCUAGUCAUGAAGAGGAUGGAGCAGUGUGUCGACAAACCGCCCGCCGAUCCAGCCAAUGGGAACGGAGCCACGAAGCUCAGCGAUGAGCAGCCCAACGAGAAGAAAUGUGCAUGCUAGAUGAAGAAGGAAACGACCAUUCAGCGCUCUUCUGUCGUCCGUCCUUUCUACUCACCACAUCUGUCCUUCUUUUACCUUCUCCUUCCAUCAUCUUUGCAUGUUUCUACCUCUUUUCCACUUUCGAAAACUAACCUUUAACCAUAUGCUGCUUCUUUUUUCUUUAUCUUCCUUCUUUCUCCUCCCAUACUGUUUGGCACUGUGGCAAUGACACAACCCUGUCCCCCCCUAGUGGCUAUUCAAGGAAACACACACAGUCUUAGUCUGAGGAAAUGAAAACAGGAGGGGAUCGUUUCAUCACUGUCAGACACAUAAUGUGGCUCAUUUACAGUAAAACAUGCAAUCUGGGACUUAAGCUGGUUUGAAUAAUUUAAAUUGAUCUCUAAAGGCAAAAAGGAGAUGUUUACAACUUCAAUUUGAACUUUUGAUGCAACAUCACUUUGUAACAGAGGUAAGCUGUUACCUGUUUAGGCUAUCACUUGAUGACAGCAGGCAUGAAGAGCUUGACAUCAGGCUGUGUGUCUGUGUAAAUUAACGAUCCCCUCCUGAAACCUUUCCUCCUGGACCAGGGAGAACAAAUGUAUUUCCCCCUCCUCCCCUGUUUCAAACACCGUUCAUGCGAUGCUGUACCUGUAUGAGAGCCAUGAAUGGACAUUGUUCAGUGUAUCAAGCAUAUUUAUCUGGUUCACGAAUGCAAAACUUUGUUCCUAAAAAUGUAGCCACACAGUUUUUAACCCAGUUGGCUACAGCGUCAUGGUGGAGCUCUUUGACCCUGUGUUAGAGAGGCUGUUUCUGUUAGCCUUUACACAAUAACUCAAAUGACAUGUUACUACAGCUGAAUCUACAAUGACCCUGCAGAUACAUACCAGGAGUAUAUUGAACUUUAUUAGCAGUUUUCACAACUAAACUGUCAUAUUUUUCUCACAUAAAAUAAAUACUUGUGUUGCCACUAAAUAAAAAAGAGUUACCUUGGAACAUGUGUUGCUAUGAGCUAGCCGCUACAUUUCCUCCUGUUUACACAUCUGAUUAGCAGCUUGUGUAGCUAGAUAGCCACUAACUAGCUAACGUAGGGUAUCAGUGCUCAGUAGUGAUAGCAGUGGCUGCAAACGGUAUGCUAAUAUUAACAAAAGCAGGCUAGGUGUGGAGUGAAGAGUAUUUUGAGUGACUCAUUUGGAAACAUUUCGAGAAAUGCAUAGCCCACUUCUCGCUGUACCAUUACAAUUGUGCUAUCAAGACUAUCUUGCUAGCUAGGUUGUUGUGGCCGUUGAGUUGCUGCUUUUAGCUAUUCUUGCUUUUCUUUGUCACUUUCUUACUUGACUGCCAUAUUAUAAAUUAGAAAAAGAAUUGUAAAUACGUUUACAUUGCAUUGAUGACCUUUAUUUCUUUGUCCCCAUUAUUAUUUCCCAGCCUCACUUCAAACUGUACGGAACAACAGCGGCUAAAGCUAGCUUGUUGAUGUUAGCAUUUUGAUCGCGCCUUUCUUUUCCAGAUUACUCUUUAUUUUGUCUUCAGAUUAGUGUCAGACAUGGCUGAUUAUUAUUUGUAUAGUAUACCAUCCGUACUGUACAAUACAUAUGGGUACAGCAAAGCAAUGGGAAGUGGACCAAAAAACAUAUAUGUAUAUUAUUAAUAGGGGUAUCCUAUACAGUAGGCAUAUUGUUCCAAACUGAUCUACUGCCUUGGCUUUUAAAGCUUUAUUUCACUGUAGUGGAGCAGACUUUAAUCUUUGUAGGAGUUUGAGAUAACCUAACAUCAGUUGCUCUGGGGAUGCUAGGUCACCCUACUGCUAUCACUAAAAUGUAAUAAACAUUUUAUGUCAAUUAGUAUGAAUUCAUCUUAAACACAUGUAAUGGAUUUAUGAGUGCAGAGCAUGAUUAUCUAUUUUAGAUUAUUAUGGGAGUCAGGUGACUUCUGCUUUUCAGGGCAGCUGAUUUCCCAUAUCUUUAUAACGACAAAGUGAAAUAUUUCUUUAAGGCUCCAUACACGACCAAUAUUGUUGGAAUUUAAAGUGACCAAUUAUUUAUAUUAAAAUAAAUGUAAAACAUAGAUUAUUAUUUCAGUUGUCAUAUUUUUGUGAUGUCCUUCACAUCUCACACAUAUCCUUUCUUUUUUUUUUAUUCUAUUCAUAUUUGUUUUUCUUUUCAUUCCUAUAUUGCUCUGAAUCUCUGUUUUUCUAUGACCCCACAAAUUACUUAACAAAAAUGCUUUUCUCUUAGGCUAUAAGAAAAUACACUUUUAAACUCUUGAGAUGUACACUUGAAGUUACUGUGGACCAACUUUCUGUUGUGUAUUGUGCAUGGUUAACACUAAAUAGUUAAUUUUUUUCAUUGCAUACCUGACCAUAGAGCAGUUGCUUUGAAGACAAAUGUAAGAACUCACAUUCAUAUAGAAACUCAACUAAAAACGCUGCAUUCAAGCCCUUUAAAUUUAAAAGUCCAACUCAAUGGUUUUCCUCAUCAUGUUACACCUUGAUCUGCCUUACAGUACUUCAUGAAAAAUCUUGACCCAAGUUGAGGUGCACCAGAAACAUGGGAAAUACUAUUUUUGCUUUCCACCUGCUGCCGGCUAAAUCCUUGUUCUUCAUUGAGCCAAGUUUUAUAUAGCAGUCCCAACUAAAAAAAGUAUUACAGCAUGUCGGUAAUGGUUGGUUUAAAGUAAAUUGAAACCAGGGGCUGCCAAUCGGUUUAGCAGUAGGUCAAAUGUAAAUGUAACUUAUUAAUGGCAAAACACUUCUAUGGUCAUUUUAAACAGUAGGCUAUACACGUUUAGUUUCAACAACUUUUGUAUCAGUAUUCUCUUUAGUAUCGUGCCUAAUGGAUACAUAAAAAAUCGAAUUAAAAGGUAAAGCGUCAAAGCCCUUUGGCUUCACUUCAUUGUCACCUAUAUUUAACCUACCAGUGUGCCAAAUUAAAAAGAAAAGAAACGCCACAAACAAGUGUUUUUUUACCAAACAACAUUCUGCUGUGCACUUAGAGAAAAACAGCCUUCACAAGUAGAACAUGUGUUUUUUAUUUGGUGUAUUGAUCUCUUUUCAGUUUAAAACCUCACAAAGUUACCUGACAACAGAUGAUCUCAGUGCCAUAUCAAAAACCUAAUAGUGUUGAAUUUUUGUUUAUCUAAAUAUUAAUUUGCUGGCUUGCAUUCUAAGUUAGACACAGCAUAAUUGAUUUCCCUAGAAACAUCUAUAGAGAAGGGUUUCUUGUUUCAGCUGUUUAAUUUAUUUGUGGUAAAAUAUGUAGAUUCCACCUUUUAAUAUUUAGUCAUGUAAUCAUAGUGUACAGGUAACAUGUUUCUUAACACUUACAAAAGCAGCUAUGUGAAGUCCUCUCAAUACGAGUACAUUUGUAUCAAGUUAGUUCAACAGUCAUUUAGCAGGUGGUAUUACAGGAGAAUUGUAUCUUCUCGAUCUUUAAGAUAGUUAAGGCUGCAGCAAUUGAAAUGAAUAGUGAAUUGUUUGAACACUGACCUUAAUCACUGUAAACCAUUUUUUAAAGUUGUCUUUAAUUUCAUUGCUGUGUGAGUUCUUCUGAGGAAUACAGUUCCAGUAUCGCUCUCCUUGGGUCUCCACCAACUCUCCACUGUGCCGUUAAAACAAGAGGCGAAAAGCUCAUGCUGCAUAAUUCUCACUGGGGUCGUAUUUCUAUCAAACAGUCCAUUGUUACAUGAAAAAUAUUGAAUAGUGCAACGUUGAAAAGUAUUAUACAUAUAUUUUAAAGGUGUGUACAGACCGAAUGCGGUAGACUAUUUGGCGAGGCACAAUUACACAAGUGAAUGCUAAGGGGCGAAUAGAUGGUAAAUGCGCAGUACAACGUUUAUUCUCGCCUGCAGGGGUAGAAAUUAUUAAUUUACGAGAAAUAUAUGCGUGAGGAUGUUUCUAGAAAGCCUGAGAGUAGAGAUGUUGCUGAAUUGGAAGUGCAGGACGAGCUUAUUGUCACCUGUUUUCCUGAGCUAAACCCAGACAUAUCAAUUAUUAUCGGUGUACCUACUGCAGAACUUCCUCUAGGCUGUAGUUAUUUCAGUCAUGGGUGAUGCCAAAACAAAAUGUUGCAUGUUAUAUGAUAACUAUGGAGGAAAGGAGUAGGCUACCCGUUUAGGAAUUAUAGGGGGAAUAUCUUUUAAUCGGGCCAUAUUCAUGCAAUUAACAGAAGGGGAGAAAGUCGGUCCGAACUCACUUUAAAGGUCCCAUGUCAUGGCCAUUUCUACUGAUCAUAAUUCCAUUGUUGAGGUCUACUAAAAUAGAUUUA
Notothenia coriiceps (black rockcod) is the source of this 5174-nucleotide messenger RNA. RefSeq names its product RAB27B, member RAS oncogene family (gene rab27b). The transcript has 6 exons. NCBI's taxonomy places the organism in Eukaryota, Metazoa, Chordata, Actinopteri, Perciformes, Nototheniidae. Bases 277 to 933 code for a protein of 218 amino acids. Gene Ontology annotation, molecular function: GTP binding; GTPase activity. The record is from RefSeq and is a predicted model, not a curated record.